AUGCCUACAGGUGGCAAGAGAGACCGGAGACCUCCAAAGCAUCUGGAAGAUGAAGGGUAUGGUGAUGUUGCACAAGGAGGAAAAAAGAAAAAGCAAAGGAUUGAUGAUGAUGACGAUGAGGGAGAAGAACAGAGCCGGCGUAGUCCACCUUGCAGAAGGUUCGUCAAGACUGGAACCAAAAAAGAGCCAGAGGAUGUGGAAGAUGACAGCGAGGAUGAUGACGAGGAUGAUGACGAGGAGGAUGGGGAGGACGACGAUGACGACGAUGAAGAGGAGGAGGAGGAGGAUGAAGAGGAGGAGGAAGAGGAAGGCAAGGAAGCGGAGGAGGGCGAGCAAUCAGGUACAAGGGGAAGGAGUUCAGCGGACAGACUGCCAUCACUUGAGAAGAUCCUAGCAGAAGCGAGAGAGAAGAGCCAACAGCGCGAUGAUGCAAGCCUGCCAGCUGGGGGUGAUGAUUAUGUGCGCAAGAAGGGAAGCUCCUCAAAAGACCCGAGCUCCAAAAAGAAGAAGACACCCGGAAAGAAGGCCUUUAAGAAGAGCGCGCUCAAGCGUGGAGCUCCAGGGGCGGUGACGUCCAGCAGCCAGAUCCUGCAGAUGCAGGAGAAGAUCAGGCUGCAGAAGGAGCUGCUGGCGAUGCAAAGCACCCAGUAUGCUCCCUCGACAGCUCUAGUGCCCUUCGGAAUGCCACAGAGCCUCGCGCCUGCGCUGAGCUUGGCAGCUCUCCAGAUGCCCUCUGGAGGAGCAGCUGACCUAUUGCCAGCAAUUCAGGCCAUGGUCACGCAGGCAAUGCAAGGUGCUCUCCAAGGCGGACGUGCAAGCGUAGCUGCGCCAUCUGGUCUUCCCCCACCGAGCACCGGCAACAGCGGAGCCCCGAACAAGUACAGCACACCAAAGACAUUUAAAACCAUCGGGAGAGCUGUCCACGCUGUGUUUGAGAGCGGGUGCUCCGAAGGCGGCUUCUACACCGCGGUCGACCCCAUCGCCAAGGUGACCCGCGUCCUGCUCAAAGUACCAAAGGACGACUACGACUGGUCCGUGGGCUGGGUAGCCAAUCACGGCGACCUGUGGCAGGCGGCUUCCACCAAGCAGAUGCAGCAGCGGUCGGAGGUGGUGAAGAAGGUGAAACAUCAUCUCUAUGGUGUGUACGAGAUCCGGAAGCCGAAGGUGGACUACAACGGCUUCCUAACUGACAUUGCACCUCUGCAGGGGGACGGCUUUCGCGUCCGACAUGGUGACCCCUUCGGUGACAUCCGUGUGAAGAAGGUCAUCGGCCAUGUCUUCCUCCGAAACUGGAAUGAGCGGGUGGACGAGCUGCGUGUGUUCAUUCAGCAAGCUGCCAUUGUGGUUGCCGUGAUCGACAUCGUCAUUGGGAAUCCGGCUGAGAACCGUGCGCCUUCCGAUAGGCUGCCCAACGAUGGAGGCAUGGCUUUGCACUACGAGGCGUGCCUCAAGAAGCUCCAGUCGGAAGUCGACGCAUUCGCUGCGGGGACCGAGUACACGUUCAUCCGAGCUCCGGAGCCGUCCCUAUUUAUGAACGGGGAGGAUGAGGUGGAUGGCCUGUCCCCACCAGGCACUGCGCCGAACAAUUUGAGCACUUCAGGCAGCAGCGUCAGGACACCGCUGACUCCGCAACAUGUAAACGUGCCUCAGCCAUCGGUCAGCACUCCUGGCAACCCGGGUGGCCAGCCCGCAGCAAUUGAUCCGCAAAUUGUGUCGAAGGUACUCGCAAUGAUAAUGUCGGGGCAAGUAAAUCUCAGCCAGCCAGGUCCUUAG
Messenger RNA from Klebsormidium nitens, 1773 nucleotides. The record is from the annotation of a GenBank genome assembly. NCBI's taxonomy places the organism in Eukaryota, Viridiplantae, Streptophyta, Klebsormidiophyceae, Klebsormidiales, Klebsormidiaceae.